UUCAUGACUGCAAUCACCUGCAUAGUAAAUUUUCAAAGUCGCAGCAGAAACCCAUCACUCCUCCACUAACGAAUUAUAACAUCAACUUCUUCUUCUCCCUCCACUUGAUAUAUCAUGUUUCGCAUUCGGCAUCGAUAUUUUAUCUCUCCGUCUCUCAACAAAAAGCUUAACUUCUUCUUAUCCCUCACAUCUUCCAUGAAAGCCCUAGAACUGAGAUUGGAGAUUACUUUCAAAAAUUGAAUCAGAGGCUUUCAGUCAAUCUAUUUUUAAUUGCAGAAUGGUGGUUCAGAGAUUAUCUAAUUAGUUUCGAUUUGGUUGAAUUUCAUCUUCUUCAUUAGGUUCGUACUCUGCCUCCUGCUGCUGCUGCAUAUAGUCUUUGAUUGGAUAGAGGAUAGUCAUGAUUCUUUAUGUCUACUCUUGAUUUAAAGUGUUCAACAAUAUUCUUAUUUCUAUCGAAGUACUGGUCCUGACAACCGAGGUUGAUUAUCAUCACAUCGAGUUUAAUCUUAGGUACACAACAUUGUUGAGUUGCAAUCUCAAAGUGGCAGUAAAAGGUAGUGAUUAUAAGUUGCAGUUGUUGAUAUCGAGACCGGAUGCUACAAAGCUAUUUGGUUAGUAUAGCAUAUCUAUGCGAUUUGUAAUACCCAGUGCCGUCGACGUGCAUCGCAUGUGCACUCUACUUGUAAGCUUUAAUGUCAGGUAACCCGUUACUGAAACUGAAAUAGUUAUAAUUUUCAAGAUGACGUCUCUUUCUAAUUGCAAGAUUUCAUCAUCUUCAUCAUCAGCAUCUGUCAUAGUUAGCAAUGUUGAUAUGUUAACUCGGAUUCUAUUAUGUUUACCAGUAAAAUCUCUUCUAGUGUUUAAAUCCGUAUCCAAACGAUGGUUUUUCCUCAUUUCUGAUCCAUUUUUCAGAAACAAAUACAAUCUCCAUAAUUCACUUUCAAUUCAAGGCCUGUACACACAAACAGAAUCUAUUCAAUCGCCAAAUUUGGUUACUCCAGAACUCGAUUAUGUUCCCCUUGAUGGAUCAUCAUCGCCUGCCCCCUUCAAAACCCUAGGUUUUAUUGAUGAUCUUUCAGGUAAUUUUAUGAUUAAGCAAUCUUGCAAUGGUCUCAUGUUAUGUAAGAGUUGUUACGGUGCUGACGUAUUCGUAUACCGGACAUAUUUCAUCUGCAAUCCAUCUACGAGACAGUAUCGCCCGAUUGUUAGUGUAUCUCAUAAACAGAUGAAGGGUCAUAGAACACUUUCUAGUAUCAGUUUGGCUUACGAUCCACUCAAAUCACCUCAUUAUAAAGUUGUUUGCAUAUGGUUGGUUUCAAUAUGUUUUAAGGCCUAUAGUAAAUUCUUUGUUACACGACCUAAAAGUAGGAAUUUGGAUUAUCAAAUUGAGAUUUACUCAUCUGAAACAACUUCUUGGAAGCUAUCUGGAGAGGUUUCCUCCAAACCUCGUAAUUAUCACUUUGCUAGCAGUGUGUUUUGGAAUGGAUCAUUGCAUUGGAUAAUUGACACUGGUCGUUUAUUUUAUUUCAAUGUUGAUCGAGAAUUAAAACUGGAAAUGGAUACGCCACUCUGUGAUGAAGAGCUUCAGAUGGAGGUUAACUACUUUGGGGAGUUUAAGAGUCACCUAUAUCUUAUAAUUAGUCGGGUAUCAUUGCCCACCAGUUUUGAAAUUUUGGAAAUGAAGACUGACUAAACUGGGUGGAUCCAAAGGUAUAUUGUUAGUCUCCAAGAAAUUAUAAUAGCAUAUCCAGGGUCUGAAUCUGAUAUUUUGCUUGUCAAGGAAAUAGAAGGAGAGUCAUCGAACAUGGUAAUGCAGGUAGGAGAUAAAGUUAUAUCUUAUGAUCUACAAGACAUGAGCUUUAAGGAAAUUCAGCAACUUGCACCCGGUGAUCGAGAUUAUGUUGGUUAUCAAUACGUUCAAACGCUCGCUUGUGUUUGAUUGUGUAAUUCAUUUAUUAGAUUGUUCCAUAUGUCAUGUCUAGUCUUCAGAUUUGGAUGUAUUAAAGAAGAGUGCACAUUAGAAUUUAUGCUUUUUGGGUUGCAGUGAUAUGUUGAGGAACAUGCUGUCUUGAUAUUUAAUGCUUAUUUAUUUUCUGGAACAUUGAUAUGAA
This is a messenger RNA of Papaver somniferum (opium poppy), 2111 nucleotides long. RefSeq names its product F-box protein At5g07610-like. The coding region runs from base 740 to 1693 and encodes 317 amino acids. Lineage: Eukaryota; Viridiplantae; Streptophyta; Magnoliopsida; Ranunculales; Papaveraceae. Gene Ontology annotation, molecular function: protein binding. The record is from RefSeq and is a predicted model, not a curated record. The transcript is spliced from 3 exons.